Molecule: messenger RNA, 1119 nt
Organism: Glycine soja
Lineage: Eukaryota; Viridiplantae; Streptophyta; Magnoliopsida; Fabales; Fabaceae
Product: probable fructokinase-7
Exons: 7
Coding region: 1-1119 (372 amino acids)
Biological process (GO): fructose metabolic process
Cellular component (GO): cytosol
Molecular function (GO): fructokinase activity
Source: RefSeq, a predicted model, not a curated record
AUGACAGGCUGUUACUUCCCUGUGACCUUCGAUCGGUCCCGCAGUCGCAGGGGUAGCCUCAGAGUCGUCAACAGGGGUGUUGGGUGGAGGUGCGGCGUCGUGGUGUUGGGUAGUUGGGUGAAGGAGUAUUUUGCUCUAUUUGGCUCUUUUGGAGGUUCAUCUAAACAUCGGAGAAGAGAAAGUCAUAAAGGGCCUCCGGUUGUGUGCUUUGGGGAGAUGAUGAUCAAUCUGGUCCCCACAGUAGCAAGAGUGUCCCUUGCAGAUGCAGCCGCCUAUAAGAAAUUCCCUUCUGGAGCCACUGCCAAUGUUGCUGUUGGAAUUUCUAGACUUGGAGGCUCAGCAGCUUUCAUUGGCAAGGUGGGAAAUGAUGAAUUUGGACAUCUGUUAUCUGAUAUUCUGAAACAAAAUGGUGUUGACAAUUCUGGCCUGCUCUUUGAUGAUCAUGCCAGGACAGCGUUGGGAUUUUAUGCUCUUAAGAGUAAUGGAGAAUCUGAAUUCAUGUUUUACCGAAAUCCAAGUUCUGAUGUGCUCCUUCGUCCUGAUGAAAUUGAUAUGAACCUUGCCACGAUAUUUCAUUAUGGUUCAGUAAGUUUGAUUAAGGAGCCUUGUAGGUCAGCUCACCUUGCAGCAAUGAAUGCUGCCAAAGUGUCUGGCUGCAUCCUUUCUUAUGCCGCAAAUUUGGCAUUGCCACUAUGGCCAUCAAAGGAGGCUGCUAGACAGGGCAUUAUGAGUAUCUGGAACUACGCUGACAUCAUUAAGGUAAGUGUGGAUGAAAUUCGACUCUUGACUGAAGGCGAUGAUCCUUAUGAUGACGUAGUGAUCAUGAAGAAGCUGCACCAUUACAAUCUCAAGCUUCUGCUUGUCACCGAAGGAGCACGAGGCUGUAGAGACUACACCAAGGUUCUGAUCCAUAACAAAAUCUUGCAUGAUCUCUAUUCUGCUUAUGUUCACAAGCAUAAUGCUAUAAUAAAUGCUACUGAUAGGAACUUGGAUGAGAAAAGAUUGAGGGAGGCUCUAGAUUUUGCAAAUGCUUGUGCUGCUUUCACAGUGACAGGGAGAGGAGCCAUACCUUCUCUCCCCACAAAGGAUGCUGUUCUCAGAAUUCUGUUCUCUUACUAA